AGUCAAAGAGGUUUCUUCCCCACCCUUCCGCUUCGUUCCACCCCCAAACCCCAACACUCCCCCACUCCACGCACCAGUAACCCUCUGUCGCUCCUGCCGCCAUGGACGGAUGACGAGCUUGCUUGUCUCAGAGAGAAACCCAAAUCCCCUCCUCGCCCGUACCACACCGUCGGAUUCCCCACUCCGCGAGCUCCCCGUCGACCCCAGUCUCGUCCACACGCAUUGAUCUGCUCUGCUCUCGCUCCAGGGUCACUGCCACCACACGAAAGCGAGGGGGGAAAAGACCAUCCGUCGUCUCCAUGAGCGGCGGCGGUCCGGGGGCGGCGCCGCUUGAGUUCCCCUCCGCGGAGUGGCGCCGCGUCUACGACCGGCUCAUGGGGUUGCUGCCGCAGGUCGAGGAGCUGGCCGCCGACCGCGCGCGCCUGGAGGAAAUCAACAGGCUGUCGGAAGCCCGCGAGAAGAGCCUCCGUGCCCGCCUCCUCCAGGCGGAGGCCAGCAGGGAGAGGUGGAAGGCGGCCUACGCGGAGCUGCCUCCAGGCGCUAAUCCCAAGCUCGCCGAACUUCAAAAGAGGGACUUGGUGGAUUCCGAAGCCUGUGAAGCUCUCUCUGACCCCGAUAACUCUCGACGCAAGCAGGUGACUAGUGAGGAUACUAAUGAGAUGGAUCUUGAACAGUGCACGAUGCAGAUCUUUGUCAAAAUAAACUGUUCAAAUUUUCGCAAAACAAGAAAGAUCCACUGUUUAAAGACUAUCACUCUUGAGGUCAUGGGAUCAGAUACGAUCUAUGAUGUCAAGGAUAAGAUUCGAGACAAGGAGGGCAUCCCUGAAGGCCAGCAGAGACUCAUGUUUGGCAGUGAGCUGCUGAUGGACAGCGGCACCCUGGAGUACUACAACAUCGAGGAAGAGUCCACGCUCACCCUUGACCUUGUCCCCCGAGGGAUGCAUAUCUUUGUCAAGACACUGGCUAACAAGAUCAUGACUAUUGAGGUUGGGGGAGAAGAUAGCAUAUAUAUUGUGAAGGCAAAGGUUUACGAUGAAACCGGCAUUUGCCCAGGCAGACAGCGUCUCAUCUUUGCUGGGAACGAGCUGGAGGAUGGCUGCACCUUGGCUGACUACAACGUGCAAAAUGAAUCUACACUUCAUAUUGUGUUCCGCUUGGCGUGUCAGAGAGAUGGGAUGCACAUUUUUGUCAAGACACUGACUGGCAAGAUCAUGGCUAUUGAUGUUGAGGGAGAAGAUAGUCUAUACAGUGUGAAGGCAAAGAUUUUUGAUGAAACCGGCAUUCCCCCAGGCAGACAGCGGCUCAUCUUUGCUGGGAAGCAGCUGGAGGAUGGGCGCACCUUGGCUGACUACAAUGUGCACAACGAAUGUACCAUUCAUCUUGUGGUGUUUCACGGCCUCACGUGUCAGAGAAGUGGGAUGCACAUGCACAUCAUUAUCAGGGGACUGACUGACAAGAUCAUGACUGCUGUGGCUGAGGGAGAAGAUACCAUAUAUAGUGUGAAGGUAAAGGUUUCCGCUGAAACCGGCGUUCCCCCAGACAGACAGACUCUCAUCUUUGCUGGGAAUGUGCUGGAGGAUGGCCGCACCUUGGCUGACUACGACGUGCAACAUGCAUCUACCCUUCAUGUUGUGUUGCGCGGCGUCACGAGGCAGAGAGGUGGGAUGCGCAUAUUUGUCAGGACGGUGAACGGGAAGGAGGUCAUUGAUCGUGCGUUUAAGCCCAGACAGACCAUCGACGAUAUCAAAGCGUGGAUCUACUCUGAGUUGUGCAUUCUCCCGGACCAUCAGCAGCUCUCUGACCAGGGCGGCGCCCCCCUGGCUGAAGAGAUCUCUUGUUCGUGCACCCUUGUUCUGCAGAUCCGUCCUCCUGGUGGUCAAUGAGAUGGAUGUAAAUCAGUCCUUGGCUGGUGGUGGUGUUAGUGAGAAGUCAGACUCGGUAGAGGUUGAGUUUGAAGUGCUAAUUUAGCAUGCGUGGGGUCAUUUUGGUACAAUGCAGGGUGUAAAAUGAAUGGACAGUUGUAGUUUCUGGGCUGGUAACAAGACUCACUCGCAACCCUGUGUACGUAGGUGGGGUUUCUGUGAAGGUGUAAGCACUUGAUGUCACCGUGAAGCUUAUGGUGUCGUUAGCCUAACAUGUUACUAUGUUGAGUUUGGUAUUAAGGAGAGAAGGAUAUAUGUUCCCUUGAUGCCCAGAAAUUAACUGUUGAUGAGCAUUGUGCUGCUCUGUUUUGCCUAAA
Molecule: messenger RNA, 2239 nt
Organism: Triticum urartu
Lineage: Eukaryota; Viridiplantae; Streptophyta; Magnoliopsida; Poales; Poaceae
Source: RefSeq, a predicted model, not a curated record